Molecule: messenger RNA, 819 nt
Organism: Thecamonas trahens ATCC 50062
Lineage: Eukaryota; Apusomonadida; Apusomonadidae
Exons: 2
Coding region: 1-819 (272 amino acids)
Source: RefSeq, a predicted model, not a curated record
AUGGCCAUUCUCUUCCCCAUCGGCUACUGGCUGUACACCUCGAACCCGCUCGGCCUGUGGCUCUUCCGCUACACCCAUCCUGAGCUGGCGACCGAGGCACCACGGGCACCGUGUGCAGAGCGGGCUGCGGUGGUGCUGGGCAAGGGUGUGCGAGUCGAGAUUGUGCCUGUUCUUAACGACAACUACUGCUACGUGGUCGUCGACCCAGCCGUCGGCCGCACCCAUCGCGCCGUGCCCGGCCAGCGCAUUGCCCUCACUCCCGGCUUUACCGUCGACGUCAUCUCGGUCCCGUGCCACACUACCGGCCACGUGGCCUACCACAUCGUACCGACGGCAGGUGACAGUGCACCCAGUGCCGUCUUUACCGGUGAUGUGCUGUUUGCUGGUGGCGUCGGUCACUUCUUCGAGGGCUCGGCCGCGGUGAUGCUGACCUCGCUCGACGCGUUGGCGAGCCUGCCGCGCGACGCCCUCGUCUUUCCCGGCCACGAGUACACGGUCUCCAAUCUGCGAUUUGGGUUGAGCAUUCUGCCGUCGUCAGAGGCGGUGGUCACAUCGCUCGCCGCGGCUCAGGCCGCCCGCGCCGUCGGCCACCCGGCUGUGCCGACCAGUAUUGGCGCCGAGCGCGAGCACAAUGUCUUUCUCCGCACCGACGACGAAGCUGUGGCGCAGAGCGUCAUCGCCUGGGCUGCCCGCCAGUCGUCGCCGAGGGUAGCACAGCUUGCGGGUGUGGCUCGCGCGCAAGGCCAUGGUGCGUCGCGCGGCCAGCGCCGCGCAGCCAUCCUCGCGCUACUCCGCGCGGCCAAGGACGCGUUCCGGUAG